AUUUCGUAUAAAAGGUAUAAAAUUGCGUAGAGUAGCAUAGUUUGUUCAUACAACUUACUAAAUCAGCCAAUAUGAAAUCCCUGCUGAUUGCUUUCGCCGUCAUUGCCGUGGCCGUGGCUGGCCCCGCCGGACGUGGCUUGAUCGUCCCAGGCCCCGCUGGACCCGCCCCCGUCAUCGACGCCGACAACCAACCCAUCAAUGUCGUUGACACCCCCAUUGCCGUGGGACCCGCCAUCGUCGAUGGAUUGACCCCUAUCGCCAUUGGACCCGCCAUCGUUGAUGACUUCCAGCCCAUCGCCAUCGGGCCCGCCAUCGUUGACGAAUUCCAGCCCAUCGUUAUUGGACCUGCUAUCGUUGAGGACAUCCAGGAGGUUAACCCUGCCCCCGUCGUCGUCGGACCCACCCCCGCUGCUGAGGCUUCUCAGAGCUCUCCCCUCGUCCAGAUCAUCGUGAACGUGAACGCCGGCAACCCCGCCGGAGUCAUCUCCCCCGAGGCCGUCGUUAAGCCCGAGGCCGUCGCUGAGCCCGAGAUCGCUCCUGAGCCCGUCUCCGUCGUGGAGCAGCCCAUCCUCAUCCCCACCCCCGUGGUGCUCCCCCAGCCCGUGGCGCCCGUCGUCGUCCCUGAGCCCGUGGUCGUUGUUGAGGAGCCUUCUCUGCCCGAGCCCGUGAUCGUUGUUGAACCCUCUCUGCCCGUGGCUCCCACCCCCAUCGGCGUCGGCGAGCCCGUCCUCCCCAUCGGCGUGCAGCCCGUCGUCCUCCCUGAGACCCUCAACUAAAUUAAGUUUUAAUGUAGACAAUUGAUUUAGAAUAUGGCUAAUUAAUGAAUUAUGUUAAUAAUUUGGUUAAUUGGACUUAGUUUCUGAAGCGAGGGAUCUGCGGACUUUCUACCGACAUCUUGAAACGCUGCGUCCUAACAAAAUAAUAAAGAUCUAAUCCCGA
Messenger RNA from Pectinophora gossypiella (pink bollworm), 939 nucleotides. Its product is annotated as calphotin-like. NCBI's taxonomy places the organism in Eukaryota, Metazoa, Arthropoda, Insecta, Lepidoptera, Gelechiidae. Bases 72 to 776 code for a protein of 234 amino acids. The record is from RefSeq and is a predicted model, not a curated record. The transcript is spliced from 2 exons.